Messenger RNA from Melampsora larici-populina 98AG31, 1041 nucleotides. RefSeq lists its product as uncharacterized. The transcript is spliced from 4 exons. Bases 1 to 1041 code for a protein of 346 amino acids. Lineage: Eukaryota; Fungi; Basidiomycota; Pucciniomycetes; Pucciniales; Melampsoraceae. The record is from RefSeq and is a predicted model, not a curated record.
AUGCCUAGUUUCAAUCGACUACCUUUCGAGAUAAAGCAAUUGAUUGUGAAGGAGGUAUAUCUUUCAGAUAUCUCGAGCCAUGUUGAAGAAAAUGUCCCAGUAUUUUUUCGUAAGGACAAUUUCUUUACACCCAGUGAUUUUAAAAAUGGAGUGGCUCCUACACAGAGCUCGAUAGCGUCGGUGACCUUGGUGAACAAACAAAUGCACAGCAUCUGCAAAGAAUUCCUUUGUCGAGUUCUAGAUCUCCGUGGCCUGACUGCCAAUGAUAGAAGAAUAUACGAAGACUUGACAACCCAUAUCAACCGGUACCAGCAGUACAUCCGGUCAGUGAUAUGUCCACUCAUCGCAUUCCAACAAGCCUGGCUUGAUUACCACAAAGAAAUGUUGGGACAUCAAAAGUCGGCACUCGAAUGGGCUGAACGGGUCAUACAAACUUUGGACACACUUGCAAAGAGCACCACCAUCAAAAAGAUAGAGUUGAAUCUUGCCUUCCUUCCGCCAGCGCAAGAUUCAAGUAAGCCAAUUAUCCAUCACCCAUUGACUCAACAGACCCUUGAUUGCGUAUCAAAGUUUCAAAACCUCACCACUUUUGGUAUCACCACCGAUACACACUUGAAAGUUCCAGAAGACAUGGUUUUAAGCGCAAUCGGACAAAUGACUCAUCUGGAAAGUAUCUCAUUACACAACAUUUCAAAGAGGAGUUCAGAAUUAGAGCUCCUUCAUGCUGAGCUUGGGCCCAGUGACACUGACACUGAUACAACCAUUCACCCAGAAGAAUUUAUCUUCACGCAACUGACACAUUUGGUGCUAUCAGGCUUCAGUCUAGAAGAGGAUGUCCUCUUUUUAUUCAAAAGCUGUCCACUGGUUAUGAAUGCAAGUAUCCAUUCUCCAAACAUAAGGGCACAUAGUGUAACAUCAUUGAUAAAAUAUUGGCCUCAACUUUCUACUCUGGAUGUCAAUGUGCGAGGAGGGAAAGGAAGCAUAGAUCUGAUUCUUUAUUGCUCUAGAAAUGGUAUUCAGCUGGAUGAAGCAUUUUACUAG